ACAGGAGGAGCAAACAUUCCAGGCACAGAUGGGGACACUGAAGCCCGACUGGUGAAGUCACUUGCCAAGGUCACACAGCUAAUGCCAAGCUCUGGAGUUUGUUUGUUUGUUUUUUGCUGCGCCUUGCGGUAUGUGGGAUCUUAGUUCCCCGACCAGGGAUCGAACCUGUGCCCCCUGCAGUGGAAGCGUGGAGUCUUAACCACUGGACCACCGGGGAAGUCCUCAAGCUCUGGUUUUUGUUAACCUCAGUAUUCCUGGCUCCUAGAACAGUGCCUCACACACAGCUCCAGGGAGCAGAGUGAAGGCGAGGGAGACAAUGGUCUCUGUAACUAUGGCCACUUCCGAGUGGAUCCAGUUCUUUAAGGAAGCCGGCAUUCCUCCGGGACCUGCUGUCAAUUACGCAGUGAUGUUUGUGGAUAAUAGGAUCCAGAAGAGCAUGCUGCUGGAUCUCAACAAGGAAAUCAUGAAUGAGCUGGGCGUGACUGUGGUGGGCGACAUCAUUGCCAUCCUCAAGCAUGCCAAGGUGGUGCACCGCCAGGACAUGUGCAAAGCUGCCACUGAGUCGGUGCCCUGCAGCCCCAGCCCCCUUCCAGGCGAGAUUCGCCGAGGCGCCUCUAGCGCCGCCUCCCGGAUGAUCACCAACAGCCUGAACCGAGACUCCCCACCCGGCACUCCCCCCAGGCGGCCGGACACCAGCACCUCCAAGAUCUCUGUCACCGUGUCCAACAAGAUGGCAGCAAAGAGUGCCAAGGCCGCUGCAGCCCUGGCCCGCCGGGAGGAGGAGAGCUUGACUGGUCCCACCAAGCGGCGCCGGGUCACGGCCGAGAUGGAGGGGAAGUACAUUAUCAACAUGCCCAAAGGCACCACCCCCCGGACCCGGAAGAUCCUGGAGCAGCAGCAGGCAGCGAAAGGUCUCCACAGGACGUCUGUGUUUGAUCGCCUUGGCGCCGAGACCAAGGCAGACACGACGACGGGGAAUAAACCCACAGGAGUCUUCAGCCGCCUGGGGGCCACCCCAGAGAUGGACGAGGAUCUGGCUUGGGACAGUGACCACGACAGCAGCAGCUCUGUCCUGCAGUAUGCCGGCGUCCUGAAGAAGCUAGGCCGGGCCCCAGCCAAAGCCAGUCCCCAGCCCGCACCAACUGUCAAAGCCAAGGCCACCAGCUCGGCGGCAACGGCUGCCGCCCCAACGCUGCGGCGCCUGGCUUUUUCCUCACGACCUGGGCUCGAGAGGAAGCCGGAGUCCCUAUCCAAAGUCAGCAUCAUCCAGAGACUGGGCAAGGCUGCCCUUGUGCCGGAGGCCCAGGACAGCCAGGUCACGAGCACCAAGAGUAAGUCCUCGGCUGAGGUCAAGGUCACCAUUAAGAGGACUCUGGUGGGGCCCCGGGGGAGCAGCUCCAGCGAGGGCCUUGGUGCCCAGAUGGACCACGCGGGCACUGUGAGCGUGUUCAAAAGACUGGGCCGCAGGACCUUCUAGCCCAAGGGCGGGGCGCAGGCCCCUCUCCAGACUCCAGGCUCCAUCAGAGUCUUCAGCGAGGGCGCGCUCACCCCUCCCUGCCGGCUGCUGGAUGACACUGCUUGUCUCCCUCAGGCAUUCUGCCAGCCUGAGCUCUCUGGGUAUUCACUCGGUUUUUCUGAGUCUGAGAUGGUCAUUGUGGCCCGGCCUUGCCGCUCUGGGACUUUCCCUUCUCUCCCGUCCUCUGUUCUCUCCUCUCUGACCGUGGCCUUGGCAGGACCCACUUUUCUACCUCUCCGAGUGCCAAGUGCCCUUUUCCUGUCCUCCAUCCCCCAUCCUCCCUCUCAGCAACAUCUGCGGCCUCAAACCCCGGCUCCGGGCCUCCCUGUCCCCCAGGGUGGGUGUCGUCUGAAGGGGCUCCCGUAUCAUACCCCCUCCCCCCCGACUGCCUCACUUCCCUCCCUCCUCUGCCCCCCCCCCCGAUGCUUUGACUUCUCUCUCUCCGUCUCUUCACUCUGUUCAUUUCUUUUCUGUUUUCUGUCCCUGUGGCAAGGCCCGACUGUCCGCUGCGUCCUGCCUGACCCUCCUGCACCUCCGGCCUCCCAGCGGCCCCCUCGUCGGCGGCGGUGGCGUCGAGCCUGUAGAGACUGUUAGCCGCCGUCACUCCUAGGCUGGAGGGACCUCCCCAGACCCCAGGCUGCAGCUGGGGCACCUGCCUGGGCAUCUUUUUCCCUGAAAGUCGGUGGCGGGUGGCGGGUAAGGGGCACUAAGAAGGGAAGCCAGCACCGAGAGAAGAAAACAGCUAUUUUAAUAUAUUUUUGUGACUUUCAGACCGUUUCCCUCCCCUCCUUCAGGGCGAGUCGCAGGACUGUUUUUCACAUGAAGCACAGUGUGGGCGGGGCACCCACGAAGUGUUGGGCCUCGUCUCUGAGGGUCAAGCUCCCCACAUACAUAGGUAGGCCAUGUUUUUGCUGCAGGCCCUGAGGUGAAGGGAGUCACGGUCAUGGUCAUCAUCUAGUUGGGCCUCCUCCUCCCCUCGGCAACCCGCAGGGCUUCUGUUCCUCUGCCCUCCCCUUCCACAGAUUUCCCCUGUUUCUGCCGCUCUGCCUGUGGAUGGCUUUCCAGACUGCAGGCUUCAUUUGUGUGGGUGCCUUGACCGUUCCCCUACUCACCACUGCAUAGCACCCACUCUGUGCCAGGCCUGUUCUAGGAGCUGGGGAUCCAUCCAUGAGCAAGGCAGACAAGUCUCUUCCCGCGUGGCUGACCUCUCUAGCCAGGGAGACAGGCAGUAAAGUAAUCAGUAAAUCACAAUUUGCCAUUUGAACCAUUUUUAAGUGUACUGUUCAGGGGGUGCCCAAAGACUUGGAAGGGUGACUGCAAGUGACCAGGACCUCUUUAGAUGUUUGGGGCAAGAAGGCCUUUCAGAGGAGGUGACCUGUGGGGUGGUCUAUGUGCAGUUCAGGAGGAGAGCGUUGAGGCAGAGGAAAACAGCCAGGGCCACAGCUCUGAGGGGGGACAGAGAACACGGAGAGCACCAGCGUGGCUGGCAGGUCAGUGAGGGGCCGGAGGAAUUCGGACCUCAUCCCAAGAGCGCUGAGGAGUUUGGGAGGGUCUAAAGCAGGCAAGUGAUGAUCUGAGUUGCCUUUUACGAAGAUCGCUUGGGCCACU
Molecule: messenger RNA, 3124 nt
Organism: Eubalaena glacialis (North Atlantic right whale)
Lineage: Eukaryota; Metazoa; Chordata; Mammalia; Artiodactyla; Balaenidae
Gene: C18H19orf47
Product: chromosome 18 C19orf47 homolog
Exons: 11
Coding region: 317-1477 (386 amino acids)
Cellular component (GO): nucleus
Source: RefSeq, a predicted model, not a curated record